UGGUACACCAUGCUAACCAAAUAAUCUACAACAACCAAGAGAAAGUGAAACAAAUGCAUAGAUUCUACAGCUGAAGAAAGAAAUAACUUAGAUUAGACAGACAAUUUCUUUUUACUGCUCCUCUCUUUCUCUCCAUUAACCUUGUCUAAUUAUCCUAUCUUCAAACUUCGGUUGACGUUUUUCAUUUGAAACCCCGAUUCACUGGAUUUUUCGAAACGUUGGAGGCAGUAUGAGCAAGGGUCGUACGAACUCAUCACCGGAUUUAACACCUCUUGCAACUAAUCUGGACAAUUGCGAUCCUUCAUUAAUCUUACAAGGUUUGGCAGCGAAUGUAAAGUUGCUAUUGAAACUAAUUGAAGAUCACAAUGAAGCGUGCACGAAAGACUUUGAUGACCGCAAAAUGCAAAGAGUUGCAAGCAUGAUCACAAUUCUGGAUGAAGUUAAAACUCGAAUUCAAAAAUCACAAAAUUUUGGCAUUAAGAAAAGAGAAGCGGCACUACGACGAUGCAAUACGGAACUUAGAGCUAACCGUGGAUCAUCGCCAAAUCGGAGACUAUUGCAUGAACCUUCAACAGAUGAAAAAGAAACCCUGAAAAGAGAGCUCAAUGCAUGCACAAUGGCAGGAAAAAGUUUAGAAAGGAUGUUUUUAGGAUUGGGAAAAGAGAAGGAAAUAAUGGCAGCCGAACUUGCAAGGAAAACUCACGAACUAAACGCAAUUGAGGAGCAUGUGAACGAUCUUAAAGUUCAAAACGAGUCAUUGUUAGCUAAACUACAGGCUUGCGCUGUCGAACACAAAGGAAGAAACCAGUCUGGAGAAGGAGAUCAUCAUAAUAUCACUAAAGAGGACAAUGUAGACUUAGAAAAGCGUAAUAAGACACUUUCGGAGAAUCUUAUCAAGUCAUUAGAUGGAUAUCGAUCCUUAAAAAGAAGAUUAAGAGAGGCACAUGAAGAGAAAGAGAGGGUGAAUGAGAAAAUGGAGAAGAUGUCUCAAGCUGAAAUCGGUUUAAACCGCAUAGUUGGUCUACAACAAUCCAUUGCCGAGCUAAAGGAAAAUUCACCAGUAAAAAUCGAAUACGAGUUAUCUGCAUUGGAAGAUAUAUUUCGAUGCUUUAAAACAUCAAAAAUCACAAAUAAUGGAGCAAAUAAAUGCGACAAAAGCCUCAAGAAUAAUUAUGGCUAACAAUUAUUUUUUCUUUCAUGGAGUCAUUUUUGUCUUAGAAAAAGGUAGGAGCCUAGGAGGUCAAGGAAUUUACACAGGACAAAAAUCCUAGGAUUUUUUAGAAGAGAAGAAAAUUUUCACAGAACUUUUGUACUCCCUCCGUACCUAUUAUAUAGGCGGAAUAUUGUAUUUUCCUUGUACCAUUAGAUAGACGGAGUGACAAUUUCAAGAUAACUUUUAACCACUUUACCCCUAUUUAUGUUGCUUGGUUAUCCUCAUAAUUGAGUUUAUGUCUCUAGCAUAGGGAUUAUAAUAAAGGGUAAAACAGGAAAA
Molecule: messenger RNA, 1492 nt
Organism: Papaver somniferum (opium poppy)
Lineage: Eukaryota; Viridiplantae; Streptophyta; Magnoliopsida; Ranunculales; Papaveraceae
Exons: 2
Coding region: 230-1180 (316 amino acids)
Source: RefSeq, a predicted model, not a curated record